UCGUGGCAAGUGUUUUCACCUCUUUAGUCUUUGCUCCGUGUAGUGCCGGUCCAAACAUCGUCAAGGCAAGAGCACCGCCGCGACUUUGUUCCGCGACGAUCGACUACGUUCGCCCCGUGAAAAAGGAAAUCCGUCUGUUCGCCAAGCAUGUCGCCAGUUUCGAAACUUAUCUUCGCUCUUUUUCUUAUGACGUUCGCGAUGACUUACGCGAAACCGACGAUAUAUAAAAGAAAUCAGGACAACGUGUUCGAACCAGUGAUGGUGCCGGUCUCUUCCACGGUAAUUCCUCUUACCAUGUACAAAGGAGAGUACGACUCGAGAUUUAUAUCGAAGAAUAAAAAGGCUCAGUCGUUGAAGCCAGAGGAUGGAGCGAAAUUGAUAACGAUGAAGAAAAGUCAAGAGAAGAAAACGUAAGAUCAUCGACGUAUACCAGCCGACCUCCUCCGAUUACAUCGUGAUGUCGACGGAGCGAUUUCGAUUUGUUGGCGUCGUGCUGCAAUGUACGAGAGCAUUAGCAUAGAGUAUAACCUGACUUUAGGAUCUUUGUAAAUUCGAGAAUUAUGCGUUUCACAGGGUUACGGAAACUUGACGCCAAAAAAUAAUUUACCUCUCUUACUUGAUUAACUUUAGUCGAUCGUUUUUGUCGGUAUGAAUUUAUUGACAACUGUAAGGCUGCGAACACACCGGAGGCAAAUUACUAGUCCGCGCGAGUCUACUUCGAUCAGCGCCAAGUCGGAGCUCGAAUUUACCUUUACCGUGAUCGUGGCCUUAACGCGUAGAAUACAAUCAAACGUUACAAUGUUAAACUCUAAUCAAGGUAGAAAUGGGAUUUGUUAAGUUUUUAUAUUUAAUAUGAAAUAUAAAGUAUCAUUUGUCACAAUGUGUUUACACGUAAGGAGUACUAGGACAAACGUGAUGGAUAUUUCAAACAAGAAAUACGGAAUGCCGAAGUAGAAAUAAUGACUUGUCGUACAACGCUAGAAUUAAAACGAAUCGUUUAUUUACC
Molecule: messenger RNA, 1006 nt
Organism: Hylaeus anthracinus
Lineage: Eukaryota; Metazoa; Arthropoda; Insecta; Hymenoptera; Colletidae
Exons: 3
Coding region: 148-414 (88 amino acids)
Source: RefSeq, a predicted model, not a curated record